AGAGCAUAGUUAGUCUGAGAUAGAAACAACUGUAGCACCGAGCUUAAAAAAAAUAAAUAAAAAAUAAAAACAAAUCGUGAAGGAAUUUAUUAAAUCUUUAACGGUUAAACUUGCAGAAACUGUCAAGCUGUCUGAAAGUUAAUUAAACUUCUCGUAUAGUCAGUCAAUAGAGAUUAUUUUUAUUAGUAGUUAUUUAUUUUUUCGUGACUAUCAUUACGACAACCAGCAUGCCACCUCUGAAGACCAGGGAUUACGAACCGCAUCUUCCUCCUCCAGUGCCGCCACACAACAGCAACGAGACAGGCUACAGCGUCGGGCAGGAGCGGAGUUUGAAGUGCGUGUUGCUGGGCGAUGGUGCUGUUGGCAAGACCAGCCUGGUUGUCAGCUAUACCACGAAUGGGUACCCGACCAAAUACGUGCCCACUGCGUUUGACGACUUCUCAGCUGUGGUGCAGGUUGAUGGGACCCCAGUGAGACUUCAGCUCCGUGACACUGCUGGGCAGGAUGAGUUUGACAAGCUGCGACACUUCUGCUACCCACGUGCCGAUGCCCUGGUGUUGUGCUUCAGUGUGGUGAGCCCUGCCUCCUUCCAGAACGUUUGGGAAAAGUGGGUCCCUGAAAUCCGACGCCACUGCCCCUUGACACCAGUAGUCUUGGUGGGCACACAGUGCGACCUUCGCCAAGACGUUAAGGUGCUGAUCGAACUCAACCGGCGGCAAGAGAAACCGGUGCCCGAGGGCAACGCCAGGGCGCUGGCAGAAAAGAUUGGAGCCGUUGCAUACGUGGAGUGCUCAGCCCUAACGCAGAAGAACCUGAAAGAGGUUUUCGACGCGGCGAUAUCGGCCGGACUGAGUUUCUCCGAGCGCCGGGCUCGCAAAGAGAGGAAAAUGAAAAACACGGCCGAUAAAAUGAAAACACUCUCCAAAUCGUGGUGGAAGAAGUACGCCUGCCUGCGGUAACGAUGUAUUCAAAAUCCAGGAAGGUGGGGGCAUCGUCUCUUCUGUUGCUCCCUAAGAAGACUACGUUUUCCUUAACCUAUUCCCUCCCAGAUAUCAAACUUCCAAGGUGUUUUUCUUUCUUGGAAGCCGAUAUUGAAAUUCGCAUUGGGAUCUAUUUAUUUUCCCAGCUGUGCGAAUGAUGGAACUUGUACUGUACCGUAAGAUAUUUAUUUUCAAAACACUCUUUUUCUGUCUGGAAGAAUGUCUUCGUUAAGUCCUGUGGAUUUUCAUAUAAGAAAUCAUUUUAAUUUUUUUUUUUAAACAUACUAAACAAAAGUGUAAACCAGAGGUAACUUUUAAAAGUUUUGGAUCAAGCCAAGGUCUGGUUAGCGCAAUAGUCAUAAACUUUUAAAAUUGUUUUAAUUCUGAAAAGGUCUUUUUAGUCUCCCUAUAAGGUAUUGCUCACAUUGAAUCAGUACCUGUAGACUUUUCUGCUUAUGAAAAACCAAGGGUCUGGUUUGUUUAUGACAUCAGAACCCAAUAACCUAGAGGGAGGUUGAAAUAUGAUCUAAAUAUUUAUAUAUCUCAAUAAAUGCAAGACAAUUCAAUACAUCAAUGCAUAUUUGCAGCCAUGGUUUGAUCAAAACAUACACCACAAAUCGCAUUUGAUUAAAGACUUUUGUAAAUGUUUUCCUUAUUCUACUCCAGCUGGGGGAAGACGUUUGCAUGUUAUUGCUUCUCAUUUUUUAGAAGCUUAUAUAUUUUUUUGUGUGUUAAUCAAACAGCUGUGUGUCAGGGAGGGGAAUGCAAUAUGUAUGGGCAACUGAUAAAAAAAAAAAAAAAUAAAAUAAAAAAUCCUCUUUUUUUUUUUUUUUUUUUUUAAAACAGUUGAAUCCAUUCUAUAAUCUCUAAAAUGGGUGUGGUCUUCAUGGUAGUUAUCCAGUUAAACAAUUCUAUAUUUACAGUGGUGUUGAUUACAAUUCAGGCUUUUAGUCUGGUAGGUUUCACAUCUUGGUGUGUAUUAUCUAUAGCGGGGAGCGCAGUACGUGUGAUUCCUACUUUAUCUUAUUGCCCAGAAAUGUUUUCCAAGACUACAGCCCCCCUGUGAAAUGGUCUUGCCUGCUAGUUUAUGAAUGUUUGUUCCCUUUGUAUGUUUUAUUCAUGUUUCAUCUGUGCCUCUGAUGACUGCGUUGUAAGCAGUUUGCUAUUAAUUGAAAUGGUGUCUUUUGAUUUUGAA
Polyodon spathula (Mississippi paddlefish) is the source of this 2175-nucleotide messenger RNA. RefSeq names its product ras homolog family member Ub (gene rhoub). Gene Ontology annotation, molecular function: GTP binding; GTPase activity. The transcript has 3 exons. The coding region runs from base 228 to 959 and encodes 243 amino acids. Gene Ontology annotation, biological process: small GTPase-mediated signal transduction. Lineage: Eukaryota; Metazoa; Chordata; Actinopteri; Acipenseriformes; Polyodontidae. The record is from RefSeq and is a predicted model, not a curated record.